Molecule: messenger RNA, 1217 nt
Organism: Drosophila arizonae
Lineage: Eukaryota; Metazoa; Arthropoda; Insecta; Diptera; Drosophilidae
Gene: BBS5
Product: Bardet-Biedl syndrome 5 protein
Biological process (GO): cilium assembly; intracellular transport
Cellular component (GO): BBSome; ciliary basal body
Molecular function (GO): phosphatidylinositol-3-phosphate binding
Source: RefSeq, a predicted model, not a curated record
GGCUGUAAGCCUUUAGGCCAAAACAGAAAGUUCAUAUUCUCGGGGAAAAAAUGUUGGCGACUUUGAGCAAAGCGGAUAUAGCCCAGCAGAAUCUGCUCUGGGAGGACAAGGAAGUCAAGUUUGAUGUGCCUCAACUACACACACGUUUGCAUUGCGGCGAGAAAAUAUUGGAUACCAUCAAUCACAUAGAGGACAGCAAGGGUAAUCCCGGAGAUACGGGGAAACUGCUGGUUACCAAUCUGCGCAUCAUUUGGCACUCGCUGGUCCACAAGAAGUUUAAUUUGUCCAUUGGAUAUGCUCGCAUUGGAACCAUUAAUACACGGGUGGUGCACAUGCACACCAAGGGCCGCAUACCUAGCCAGGCGCUCUACAUUUUGGCCAUCAGCAAUGAGACCCGAUUUGAGUUCCUCUUCACGGAUGUUUCCGGCGAGACGGCGCGUCGGGAUCAGCCCAUCUUUGCCAGCGUUUUCGAUGUUCAUCUUUUGUAUCAGCGCACGUUUCUUUAUAGGGAUCUGAAGCUGCGGGGAGCUAUAGUGCAGGCGGGUCAGCUGACUCUGUUGCCGGAUGAGCAGGUGUACAGCCAGGUGCAGGGCGUCUGGAACUUGUCCAGCGAUCAGGGCAACCUGGGCAGUUUUGUGGUGACCAACAUACGUCUGGUCUGGUAUGCGGAUGCCAAUGAGACCUUUAACAUCAGCCUGCCCUACCUGCAGAUCGAAAGCCUGCGCAUACGCGAGUCCAAAUAUGGUCCCGCUCUGGUCAUACAGACCGCCGAGACGGGCGGCGGUUAUGUACUGGGCUUUCGCAUUGAUCCCGUGGAGCGUUUAACUGAGUUGUUCAAGGAGCUGAGCUCCCUGCACACUAUCUACACAGAUCAGCCAAAUUUCGGUGUCCACUACGAUCCGCAGGAGGCGCGCAAGCGCGUUGCAGCCGCCGCCGAGGAAGCUGCGCAGGCAACACAGUUCAAAAUCGAGGACUAUCACGAGCUGGACGAGCGACAGGAGCGCGAGAUAAACACGAAGCUAAACAGCUAUCUGGCCGCAGGCUGUUCGGGUGCGCUGUCCACGGAGCAACAGUUGCAGACGCCCAUCUACUGCAAGGAACUGGGCUUUGCCAUGGAGCGUAUACCGGAUGGCUAUAAGCUGCAGGAUCUAUGGAAUGUGAUGCCCACUAAAAUGACAGAUUAUGAUGAAUGAAAUGCGAAAUAGAUGGGGUUGACU